AUGGUAUACUUGAAUGGGGUACGUUGUGUGAGGAGGAAUACAAAAGAUUGUUUGCGUCCUUAUUGCAAAUUUUCUCCAAAUAGAAUAGAAGACUUCUGGUUUUAUUUUCAUUGCACAAAUAUGAAUUGUUUUAAUUUUAAUUAUUUCUUAUUGCCACGCUCAUUACCACGUUUCUUUGAAUUAGUUACUACAAAUGAGAGAGACAUCACCUCUUUAUAUCAGUUCCUGCCUCUUUUCCCCGUUCUUAAUGAGAAAGCAGUAAAGCUGUACUCCUCACUUCAUACUCUCCUCAGAGAGCGAUUAGUGUCCUCUUCACAACAAUUAUUACAAAAACAGGUGAAAUGUAAUCAAUUGCUUUUGAAUGCUGCGUAUUAUUUGUGUUACCUAUUUUUUAUUCUUACUUCUGUUUUUAUUUUAAUAUUACAACUGAUACAGGAGAUGAACUACUACGUAUGCAAUGUUCUCUACUUUAUGAUGAUGUUUCAUGUUGUCAUAAAUCACAAACCUGACAAAUCUAGUGAUGAUGGUUUAAAUUCCUUCGAACUGUUUUGUCUAAAAACACACUUCUCUCUAGUUCUGUUCCUGCAUGAAACACUGUUAAAUACGAAGACAAAACAAUAUAGUAGUUUGUGUUCAUCACACAGUGUAAUGUUAAAACACAAAUUACAUAAAUUACGGAGGAAUGUGAUGUUAGGGUGCUGGGGAGCAUGUGUGUAUGUGCGCGCGCUGCGCCGGGCGCAGGAGACGGUGGACACGGGCGACGACGGCGACGGCGACGGCGAGGGCGGCGCGGGCGAGCGCGAGGGUCCGCGGCGCCGGCGCCGCCGCCGCCAGCAGCGCCUGCCGCGCACCGUCGUCAACCCCGACGAGAACUUCUACUUCUACUGGCUGUUCGUGCUGACGGUGUGCGUGCUCUACAACCUGUGGACGCUGAUCGUGCGCCAGAGCUUCCCGGAGCUGCAGUCGCAAGCCUCCAGCUUCUGGCUGGCGUGCGACGCCUUCAGCGACGCCGUCUUCCUCCUCGACGUCGCCGUGCAGUUCCGCACGGGCUACUUGGAGCAGGGCCUCAUGGUGUACGACUCGAAGAAGCUGGCCGGACACUACCUGCGCUCGAAUGCCUUCCUGCUCGACCUAGCCGCGCUGCUGCCGCUCGACCUGCUCCAGCUCAACUUCGGCCCGCUGCCCAUCCUGCGCUUCCCGCGCUUCCUCAAGCUCUACCGCGUCUACGACUACUACUACAUGGUGGAGUCGCGCACCGUCUACCCGAACCUGUGGCGCGUCGUCAACCUCAUUCACAUCCUGCUCAUCCUGGCCCAUUGGUUCGGCUGCUUCUACUACCUGCUGUCGGAGGCCGAGGACUUCCAGGGCGACUGGGUGUACCCGUAUCGGCCCGGGGACUACGCCACGCUCACUCGCAAGUAUCUGGGCUCGCUCUACUGGUCCACGCUGACGCUCACCACCAUCGGCGACCUGCCGACGCCGGAGACGAACGCAGAAUACGUGUUCACCAUCGUGAGCUACCUCAUCGGCGUCUUCAUCUUCGCCACGAUCGUCGGUCAGGUGGGCAACGUGAUCACCAACCGGAACGCCAACCGGCUGGAGUUCGAGCGCCUGCUGGACGGCGCCAAGACGUACAUGCGCCACCACAAGGUGCCGGGCGGCAUGAAACGCCGCGUACUGCGCUGGUACGACUACAGUUGGUCCAGGGGGCGCAUCCAGGGCGGCGGAGACAUCAACACGGCGCUGGGCCUGCUCCCGGACAAGCUCAAGACGGAGCUGGCGCUGCACGUCAACCUGAGUGUGCUCAAGAAGGUCACCAUCUUCCAGGAGUGCCAGCCCGAGUUUCUACACGACUUAGUGCUGAAGAUGAAGGCAUACAUCUUUACUCCAGGAGACCUCAUCUGCCGCAAGGGCGAGGUUGCACGGGAGAUGUUCAUUAUCGCAGAUGGGAUCCUGGAGGUCAUCAGCGAAACCGGCCGCGUGCUGACCACAAUGAAAGCCGGGGACUUCUUCGGAGAAAUUGGUAUCCUUAAUCUCGACGGCCUUAACAAGCGGACGGCGGACGUGCGUUCCGUGGGCUACUCGGAGCUGUUCAGCCUGUCGCGCGAGGACGUGUUGGCCGCCAUGAAGGACUACCCGGAGGCCCAGGAGAUCCUACAGAGCCUCGGCCGCAAAAGACUGAUGGAGGCGCGCAACAUGAGCCGUCCGCGCGGGGCGGCGGCGGCGACGGCGGACGGCGAGGACGGCGCGCUGGACGCCGCGGACGCGCGCGCGGGACGACGCAUCGUGGAGCGCCUGCGCAGCGACGUCAAGGGCCUGCGCAACGCCCUGCGCAAGAGCCGGCGCAGCGCCAGACACAAGUAUCGUUUCGAUUUGUCUUCUGAAAUGUCAGAAGAAAGUGGCAAACGCGGCCGCUUGUUGAAUCGGACAGUUCUGAAAGCAGUAAUCAGGAAUAUAGUGAUAGCGCAGAAAGAACUGUUUAAAACACUAGUGAAGGGUUUCAUUGCACCACUGCAUUUUUUGUUGACACUGCGCACGAUGUAG
Molecule: messenger RNA, 2544 nt
Organism: Gryllus bimaculatus (two-spotted cricket)
Lineage: Eukaryota; Metazoa; Arthropoda; Insecta; Orthoptera; Gryllidae
Source: the annotation of a GenBank genome assembly